AUGCGUCUACACCGAGCAACGCCCCAGGAAGUGCGGAAGUACUGGGACGAAGACUACGUCAGGGCCCUCGAGGCACAGGUCCAGUCUCUGCUCUUGGCCCUGGAAAAGCAAGGUGCCGAGAGCGAGCCGUCGCCGGCGGCGCUGUCUCUGAGUGACCGAGCGUCUCGGUCAGUAGAGCCCGAUGCCGGUCUCGGGGAAGAUGUCGCCGGAGGUGAUGCCGUAGAUGAAGAAGAUGAAGAAGAAGAAGCAGAAGAAGAGAACUUUGUCAGCGGCAACCACACCAACACCACUGCGACCACCGCCGCCAACAACGUCUUCUCCCUCGGAGACGGCCGUGUCGCCACCGGCAAGGGCCCCGGGGCGAUGACGGCGACGACGACGACGACGACGACGACACAGGAGAGAUCCCAAGCGGCCAUGGAGGAGCUGUGCGUGAUGCUCUGGCGGACCAACGUCGGCGACGGCGUGACCAUCAUCGACGACCCGAAGACGGGGUCCCGCUACUCGGUCGACCCGGUCCUCCAACAGCCGGCGCCGGCGCCGGCGCCGGCGCCGUCGCAGCCGCCCCCGGCGCACCACCGGGCGGCGGUGGUCACGCCGCCGGAGCAGAUCCUCGCGUACUGCCGCCAGCAGGGCCUCGUGCACGAGAUGGCGGACCUGUUCCUGGCCAACAUCAACCGCGAGCACCAGUUCACGCCGUACACCACGACGGCCGACUUCCUGCCCGGGUACCCCUACCAGGCGCCGGACGAGGCCUUCUUGCACAGCGCCAUCAUCGCCACGGGCACGGCCUUCUCGUCCCGGCCCGACGCCCGGGUCGUCGGCGACGCCUUCGCCGAGUUCGCCGAGGGCCUCGUGCUGACGUGCUGCCGGCAGAACCCGACGGUCCGGGUCAUCCAGGGCCUCUCGAUGAUGUCGUGGCGCUCGCUCGCGCUGGGCCGCGACCACUUUGGCUGGAUGUUCAUCUCCAUGGCCGCCGGCAUGUGCGUCCACCUGCGGCUGCACGUGCUGGCCCUCGACGAGUGCACGGCGCGGCAGCUCGAGGCCACGGAGCAGGAGGUCCGCACGUUCUGGAUGUUCUACAUCAUCGACCGCACCGCCAUCUCCAUCCUCGGCCGCAACUGCGCGCUGCCCUGGCGCCGCGUCAACGUGCCCAGCUUCGACACCACCUUCGAGAGCUCGACGGCCGACCUGGCCCAGGUCUCGUUCGCCUGGCAGUGUAGGCUGUGGUAUCUCCAGGACCAGUACAUGGACCAGGUCUUCUCGACGACCUUUGAAUCCCUACCGAUCCCGCAGCAGGUCCGGGUGCUCGUCGCGAGCCAGGACGCCCUCAGCACCUUCUUCCGCUCCCGCGACGACCGCCUCCAUCUCUCGGGCGACUCGACGCCCAAGCCCGUCCUGCAGUUCCACCUCGCGUACCAGAUGACGAUCCUCAUCACGAUGCCGCCCUUCCUGCGCAUCUUUGCCGCCAUCUCCCAGACACCGCCGGCGGGGGGCAGCAGCAGCGGCAGUAGUAGUAACAGUAACAUCAACGGUAACAUCAACAACGGUAACACCAACAACGACACCAACAGCAUCAUCAUCAUCACCCUCAAAACUCCGAGUUCAUGCUCCUCGUCCUCCGCUCCCUCACCGCCGCCGCCACCGCGACCUCCCGCCUCGCGCGCACCUACCGCCGCGCCCACGGCUUCGACACGCCGCCGAACCCGCGCCGCCAUCGUCCACCUCAUGAACGCCACGAGCUGGACGCCCGCCCUGCGCCACCAGAGCACCUACUGGCUCCGCCAGUGCCUCGAGCUCCUGCGCGAGCUGCAGACGCCCUGGCCCGUCCGCGCCAUCAAGAGCAUCAAGAUCAUCCGCGUGCUGGCCCAGCGCUGGGGCGUCGUGAGGGCGCUGCCGCUGGAGUUCAGCUACCAGGUCGAACCACCACCGGCGCCACCGGCACCAGCAGCAGCAGCAGCAGCAGCGAUGGCGCCGGAGGCCCAGGACGACUACGGCGUGGAGGCCAUGAGACGGAGUGGAGCAGCGGCGGCGGCGGGAGGGGUCCUCGGGCUGGAUCAGGGGGCUGUUGACCAGGUCCAGCUCGAGUACGAAUGGGACGGGUACGCGGCCGGGGGGAACGCGGUAGACGCGCCGGCCAUGGACCUCGGCGCGCUGGGCGUCGAGUCCUUUGCGGCGAUGGGGGGCCUCGACAUGUCCGCCUUGGGCGGAGAACGUGCCAACGCCGUCGGCGGCGCCAUCGACUUCCUCCAGGCGUUCCAGGGUCUGACGGACUGCGACAACUUCAACUGGCUAUCAACCAACAACAGCAACAACGGGCUGUGA
This is a messenger RNA of Colletotrichum higginsianum IMI 349063, 2325 nucleotides long. Its product is annotated as Fungal specific transcription factor domain-containing protein. Bases 1 to 2325 code for a protein of 774 amino acids. NCBI's taxonomy places the organism in Eukaryota, Fungi, Ascomycota, Sordariomycetes, Glomerellales, Glomerellaceae. Gene Ontology annotation, molecular function: DNA binding; zinc ion binding. The record is from RefSeq and is a predicted model, not a curated record. Gene Ontology annotation, biological process: DNA-templated transcription. The transcript has 4 exons.